Messenger RNA from Aspergillus campestris IBT 28561, 1386 nucleotides. RefSeq names its product phosphatidylinositol-specific phospholipase C. The record is from RefSeq and is a predicted model, not a curated record. Gene Ontology annotation, biological process: lipid metabolic process. The transcript has a single exon. NCBI's taxonomy places the organism in Eukaryota, Fungi, Ascomycota, Eurotiomycetes, Eurotiales, Aspergillaceae. Bases 1 to 1386 code for a protein of 461 amino acids. Gene Ontology annotation, molecular function: phosphoric diester hydrolase activity.
AUGGUGGCCGACCAUCUGACCAUUCGCAACCUCACCUCCACGCCAGUCACGCUGAAGCGCAUUGAGCGCUUGCGACCCCUCGGCCUGACCAAAAGUGUCACCAGAGUCUUCACGAACAGGACCCGCGCCGACGCGUCGAUCACCGCCAGUGAGCCCUUCGCGCAUGAAGAUGUCGAAAUCCGCGUCGACCCCUUCCAGACGGUGAAAACCGACCUCCGCACCUAUGUCGACUCGGACAAGGAGAAACUGCGCUGGAUCUUCGAGGCCGAGGGCGAGCCCCAUCAAGUGCACACCCCCGUUCCCACCGUCGAGUCUGCGACCAUGAGGGCGCUCUGCGACGACCCCAAGCUCAAUCUCACGGCCGUCUACGUGACCCCGGAAGCCCACCUGGCCAUCUACUCCUCCGCCAGGAUGCACUCCUGGAUGGGGGAGCUCAAGGACAGCCUCCUGCUGUCCUCCCUCUCCAUCCCGGGCACCCACAACUCAGCGACCUGCUACGUCGCCCCGCCCUCAGUCCGCUGCCAGGCCGUGAGCCCCAAGGAACAGCUCCAGAACGGGGUGCGCUUCUUCGACAUCCGCGUGCAGCCACAGUACCCCGACGACGCCGCCCGCGACGAGCUGAUCCUCGUGCACGGCGUCUUCCCCAUCUCCUUCAAAGGCAACCGCUACCUGCGCGACCUGAUGCGCGACAUACACGACUUCCUCGACGCCAACCCCUCCGAAACCCUCAUCGUCUCCAUCAAGCGCGAAGGCCCCGGCACCCACACCGACCAGCAACUCAGCCGCAUCCUCGCCGACCACUACGCCCGCCCCGACAACCCCAAGUGGUACACGCGGCCCAAGAUCCCCACGCUCGGCGACGCCCGCGGCAAGGUCGUCCUCCUCCGCCGCUUCGACAUCGACGACCGCCUCAAGGCCCUCCACGACGGCCAAGGCUGGGGCAUCGACGCCGGCGGCUGGGCCGACAACUGCGACCACGCCACCUGCCCCAGCGGCCUCGUCUGCAUCCAGGACUUCUACGAGGUCCUCGCCAAGCACACCAUCCACCAGAAGGUCCAGUACGUGCUGAACCACUGCCGUCGCGCCGGCGAGCGCCGCCACCUCCCGUCUGGCGGCGGCUCCCACCCCUUCUUCGUGAACUUCCUGAGCGCCAGCAACUUCUGGAAACUCGGCACCUGGCCCGAGAAGAUCGCUGCCAAGGUGAACCCGGCGACUGUGGAGUAUCUCUGUCGGAGACACUGCGACAACGACGGCGAUUGGUCCACGGGGAUCAUGGUGACGGAUUGGGUGGGCAAGGACGGCGAUUGGGACCUUGUCCGGUGUAUUGUGGGGAUGAAUGCGCGGUUGAGGCUGCGGCAUGAGGAGCAUGGGGAGAAACGUGGUUGA